Molecule: messenger RNA, 4875 nt
Organism: Quercus robur (English oak)
Lineage: Eukaryota; Viridiplantae; Streptophyta; Magnoliopsida; Fagales; Fagaceae
Exons: 5
Coding region: 1-4875 (1624 amino acids)
Biological process (GO): DNA integration
Molecular function (GO): RNA-DNA hybrid ribonuclease activity; nucleic acid binding
Source: RefSeq, a predicted model, not a curated record
AUGGAAUCCCACCCUGACUCAACAGCCUUGGCCCAGCAAGUCCAGGCCCUCGCAGCUACCAUUGAAGAACUCACCAAACAGAACCAGGAAAUGAAGCUGCGGCUCCAGCAGGUUCAACAAGCUCAACAGGAAGAGAACAGGUCCAAGGGUAACAUGAAGGAAGAAGGGGAUAGUCAACGAAGGGAAACCUCCCGAAGACCAGUAACUCCAGACGAACAGAACUCAGAUCUUCUUCGAGAAAUGAGGAAAGAGAUGGAUGAACUAAGGAGCGCUAUCAAGGAGAAGACGGACCGAAGCGUAGACAAAAUGAUAAGAGCUACGGAUUCGCCAUUCACUGCUGCGGUACUUGAAUGCCCCGUGCCGUCGAAGUUUCGCCUGCCUCAGUUAGAGCCAUUCGACGGACUCAAGGACCCCCAGGAUCAUCUUAAUACCUUUAAGACGACUCUAGGUCUUCAGCAACCACCUGACGAGAUAUUGUGUCGCUCCUUCCCGACAACUCUCAAAGGAGCUGCAAGAGAAUGGUUUACUAAGUUGCCAAACUCGUCCAUAGACAAUUUCGAUCAGCUGAGCAGUGCCUUCCUGCGCCACUUCAUAGGGGGACAGCGCCCAAGGAGGCCAGUAGAUUACUUACUCACCAUAAGGCAGGGAGAGAAGGAGACCCUGAGGUCAUAUGUCAAGCGACUCACCCGGGAAACUCUGGAGGUAGACGAAGCUGAUGACAAGGUACAGAUGACGACCUUCAAAGCAGGGUUGAGAUCCAGAGACCUCAUGGCCUCCCUUGCAAAAAACCCUCCGAAGACAAUGGCGAAGAUGCUCCUGAAGGCACAAAAGUACAUGAACGCGGAAGAUGCCCUGGCUGCCAUAAAAGAUACCGAGAGGCCAGGAGAUAAGGUCAAGAGGGAAGAUGACCGUAGGGGGCAAAAGCGAGACAUACCAGAACGUCGGAACAAUGACGGGAAUAGGAGGAAGGACGAUAAAAAUUCUCGGACGGUAAAAUUUACUCCCUUGGUUAUGCCUGUUGACAAGAUUUUCACGCAGAUCAAGGACGAGCACUACCUCAAAUGGCCCAGGCCAUUACACUCAUCCCCCAACUUACGCGACAAGAGUAAGUACUGCCGGUUCCAUAAAGACCACGGCCACAACACAGAAGAUUGCAGAGAUCUGAAGGAGCAAAUAGAGGAAUUAAUACGGAAAGGGAAGUUGCAGAAGUAUGUAAAGAAAGGAGAAUAUAGCAAGUUCAAAGACGACAACAGGAUCCAGCAUGAAUCCUUCACUCGGGAUGACGACCAUCCGUCGCAGCCUCCACGUAAGGUGAUCGGGGAGAUAAACACGAUCACAGGAGGACCAUUCUCAGGAGGUUCAUUCAGAUCACUCAAAAAGGCAUACCAUAGACAGGUGAACAGAGUCCACACCAUGCCUCCGUCCAAGCACCGACGAACAUACCAGGACAUGUCCUUCACUGAAGGAGACGCCAGGGGAGUAAAGCAGCCCCACAACGAUCCCCUAGUCAUAGUGCUGAAUAUAGAAGGGUUCAAUACCAAAAGGAUCCUUGUUGAUAACGGGAGCUCAGCGGAUAUCAUCUAUUUCCCGGCCUUCCAGCAGCUGAGAUUAGAUCCAAAAAGGCUUCGCCCUUUUGACUCUCCACUCGUUAGUUUCAGUGGAGACAGGGUUUACCCUAGGGGCAUAGUGACACUGACGGUGACAGCAGGGACCUACCCAUUGCAGUUAACCAAACAAGUAGACUUCCUGGUGGUGAAAUUCCCGACGGACAACGGCGUGGGUGAAGUUAAAGGUGAUCAAGUCCUGGCAAGGGAAUGCUAUCAGGCUGUACUGGCAGGAAAGGAAAACCACACGUGGACGAUUGAAGAAAAAGAGGAAGACGGGAUGGAGACCUUGGAAACAGUGGAAUUGGUAGAAGGAAAUGCGGGCAAGACGACCAAGAUAGGGACGACGCUAAGCCUCGAGAUGAGAACAAGACUCAUAAAGUUCCUUAAAGAGAACCUAGAGGUCUUUGCUUGGAGUCACGAGGACAUGCCAGGCAUAUCUCCAGAAGUUAUCCAACAUAGGCUGAAUGUGGACCCCACCAAGAAGCCCGUUCAGCAACGACGAAGAACCUUCGCCCUAGAGCGAGAUCAGGCAGUUGCAGAAGAAGUAACCAAACUCUUGACGGCUGGAUUCAUCCGGGAAGUAUAUUAUCCUGAAUGGCUCGCCAACGUCGUCCUGGACAACUUCCCUCUACCAAGGAUAGACCAGCUCGUGGACUCCACCGCCGGACACAAGUUGCUGACGUUCAUGGACGCCUUCUCAAGGUACAACCAGAUAAAGAUGGCUAAAGAAGACCAGGAGAGGAUGGCCUUCGUCACAAGUCAAGGACUCUACUGUUACAAGGUGAUGCCUUUUGGGCUGAAAAAUGCUGGAGAUACGUAUCAGAGAAUGGUAAACAAAAUUUUCAGCCAACAGAUUGGCAGGAACAUGGAGGUGUACGUGGACGAUAUGCUCGUCAAGAGCAAGGAAGAGCUCACACAUCUGGACGACUUAGAGGAAACUUUUGCAACCCUCAAAAAACACCAGAUGAAGUUGAAUCCGAGCAAGUGUGCCUUUGGGGUAGCUUCGGGGAAGUUCUUGGGAUUCAUGGUGUCCCAAAGAGGAAUAGAAGCAAAUCCAGAGAAAGUACGAGCUAUCAUUGACAUGGCCUCACCCAAAACCGUCAAGGAUGUUCAAAAACUCACAGGAAGAAUAGCAGCUUUAAACAGGUUCGUCUCUAGGGCCACAGACAAAUGCCUACCCUUCUUUAAGACACUGAAGCAGGCUUUUGCUUGGACUGACGAGUGCGAAGCGGCGUUCCAAGAGCUGAAGCAAUACCUGAGCAGUCCGCCUCUCCUAAGCCCGUCCAAAGAGGGAGAGAACCUAUACCUGUACCUGGCGGUGUCAGCUUCGGCAGUAAGCGCAGCUUUAAUUAGAGAAGAGGGCAAGAAGCAACUCCCGGUUUACUAUGUCAGCCAAGCUCUCCAAGGGGCUGAAUCCAGGUACCCAAGGAUCGAAAAGAUUGCGUUUGCACUGAUAGUGGCCUCGCGCAAGCUCAGGCAAUAUUUCCAGUCAAAUCCUAUUCUCGUGAUGAUGGACCAACCAAUCAAGAAGUCAAUGAGCCAGCCAGAAGCAGCAGGAAGAAUGGUCCAGUGGGCAAUUGAACUUAGUCAAUUUGACAUCGAGUACCACCCCAGAACAGCGAUCAAGGCACAAGCUCUGGCGGACUUCAUCGUCAAAUUCACGUCCCCUGACGAAGACAUGAUUACUGACGACACAGAUAAACUAAUAAUACAGACUGAUGGUUCGUCAGCCCAAAAGAAGGGAGGAGUAGGGGUCAUCAUAACCACCCCCGACGGAGAAGUGCUGAAAUAUGGGGUCCAACUAAGGUUCCCAACCACCAACAAUGAAGCUGAAUACGAAGGAAUACUGACGGGACUGAGGCUUGGGAAAGCACUUGAUGCCAAGAAUUUGUUGAUCCAAAGUGAUUCAAAGCUAGUGAUUGGACAGAUCAGGGGAGAAUACGAGGCAAAAGAAGAAAGAAUGCAAAAGUACCUCAAGUUGGCAAGACAGCUAGCUCAGGAGUUCGAUACGGUGGAGUUCAUACAAAUCCCAAGAAGUCAGAAUAUGGAGGCUGACGAAGUAUCAAAGCUAGCGUCAUCAAAGGAAGAAGGGACUGGCACGGACCUGUUGAUGGAAGUCCAAAAACACCCUAGUAUCGACGAAGUUGCAACCUUCGCCAUCCAGAGCACUGAUACCUGGAUGACGCCCAUAAUGUCCUUCCUCCAGGACGGGCACCUACCUCAAAACACCAAAGAAGCCAGAAAGAUCAAGAAGAGGGCAGCCAGAUUCACGAUCCUGAAUGACGUCUUGUACAAGAGAGGCUUCUCUAUGCCCUACUUGAAGUGCGUCGACGAGGAAGAGGCCAAAUACAUCCUUGAGGAGGUAGACGCCGCUGAGAUUGUCAGGAGGUGCGACAAAUGCCAACGAUACGAGAAUGUGCAGCGGCUUCCGGCAGAGAAAAUGACAACCAUAGCUUCCCCAUGGCCAUUUGCACAAUGGGGAAUCGAUAUCGUCGGUCCUCUGCCUCAAGGUAAAGGUCAGGCCAUAGCAACGAUCACGGAGGCUCGGAUCCAGAACUUUGUGUGGAAGAACAUAAUUUGCAGGUUCGAGAUUCCCUCGACGAUCAUAUCAGACAAUGGAAGGCAGUUCGACAGUCAAGGCUUCAGGGAAUUCUGCUCAAGCCUUGGGAUCAAAAAUCAGUUCUCAUCUCCAGGGCACCCUCAGGCGAAUGAACAGACAGAAGUGACGAACAGGACGCUGUUGAAAAUUAUCAAAACCAAGCUGGACGAAGCAAAAGGUGCGUGGCCAGAAGAACUACCCAACGUCCUGUGGGCCUACAGAACCACGGCCAGAACCCCGACAGGAGAGACACCCUUCAAGCUUACUUAUGGCACAGAAGCAGUAAUCCCAGUAGAGGUUGGGGUAACUAGCAUCAGGCGAGGGACUUUCACAGAAGGACUCAAUGACGACGAAUUGCGACUCAACCUGGACUGCCUGGACGAAGUAAGAGACAACGCAUCUAGUAGGAUGACAAAGUAUCAAAAAAAGAUGGCCGAGUAUUACAACAAGAGGGUCAAACUCAGGCGACUGGACAUAGGGGACCUCGUCCUGCGUAAGGUCACCGCAGCAACUAAAGACCCUACUCAAGGAAAAUUGGGCCCUACAUGGGAGGGGCCUUACCGCGUCACUCACUACUCAAGACAAGGAAGUUACCAUCUGGAAACCCUGGACGGAAAGAAACUCCCGCGGCCAUGGAACAUUGAGCAUUUAAAGAAAUAUCAUGAGUAA